Trematomus bernacchii (emerald rockcod) is the source of this 4036-nucleotide messenger RNA. RefSeq names its product leucine-rich repeat neuronal protein 2-like. The coding region runs from base 601 to 2916 and encodes 771 amino acids. NCBI's taxonomy places the organism in Eukaryota, Metazoa, Chordata, Actinopteri, Perciformes, Nototheniidae. Gene Ontology annotation, molecular function: protein binding. The record is from RefSeq and is a predicted model, not a curated record. The transcript has 2 exons.
UUCAGUCUGAGCCAAUUUACUCUUCAUCUCCAGUGACGGAGAGAGGAGAGCUAGGGAAGCGAUAUAUCAGGAAUCUGAAGAGAUCCACAAACGUGAGACUGAGAGGGCGAAGAGGAAUGUGAAGCAGUUGCAAAGAAAGCAAAUGAAGAAAUGACAGAGAGAGAUGUAGUCGGUGCUUCAGUUGCGCGAGCCACUACGCUGGAAGUCCUCCACCUGUGGCCAUGAUGUGAGAUCGAUAAUGUGAAAACGAAGGCCGUCUUCGAGCUUCAGCCAUUGUGCAGCCCCAGAUGCUCUACUGCUGAAAUCAAAAUUAAACGUCAACACACUCGCAUGGGUCCUUGACUACAAAUAGGAACAUACACACUUCAGUUGUUUUAGUUGUGUUGUGGCCGCUGUAGAAGGCUGUUAACAAUAUAAUUGCUAUCUGUUCACAUUUUAUGAAUAGUGACAAUGAACCAUCUGGCCCUUUUUGCAGACACACCUUAAAACUGUUAAUUGCACAACUUCUCAUCCAUUUGUGGUCCAAAUGACUCGUCUCACAUCCCCAUAAAAAACUCUUUCUCACUUUGUCUGAAUCAGCUGCUGUGACCGGCGAGGAUUAUGAGGCCGACUUUAGUGUUUCUACAUUUGCACUGUCUCCUGUUUGUGUUUGUUGGUGUGUGUGCCCCCAUUGCUGUGGGCUCGCUAGCUCACGCAUUACCAUGGCACGUCUCCUGCCCGGUGCGGUGUGUGUGUCAGAUCAAGCCGUGGUUCUCCCCUGACUCUGUCUACCAUGAAGCUCCCACUGUGGACUGCAACGAUCUGCUCUUGACCAAGCUCCCCUUACCCCUACCCCCGAACACACACACCCUGCGCCUGCAGAGUAACCUUCUGUCGGAGCUCGACACCGCGGUGCUGCAUGGACUGACCAAUCUCACCGACCUCGACCUUUCCCAGAACCGUUUCAGCCAUGUCAGGACAAUAAGUCAGAACACCUCCAUGUCCUCUCUACUAUCUCUACACGUGGAGGAAAACCAUCUCAAUCACCUCCCUGAGGCCUCCUUCUCCUCUCUGACAGCUUUGCAGGAACUGUUCCUCAGCCACAACAACUUACACGUGAUAGCACCUGGAGCCUUCACUGGUCUCACCUCCCUACUGCGUCUACAUCUCAACAACAACAGGCUCACCACUGUUGACCCUCGCUGGUUCAGGGCUUUGCCCAACUUAGAAGUUCUCAUGCUUGGUGGAAACCCUGUGGAGGCACUUCCAGAAAGGGGCUUCCUGGCCCUGAAAUCCCUCCGAAGUCUUGUCCUUGGUGGUAUGGGUCUGAGAGGAUUGGCUGAAAACGCACUGGAAGGGUUGGAGGGCCUAGAGAGCCUCUCAUUCUAUGACAACCUGCUGACAAAGGUCCCCACCCUCGCCCUAAUAAAAGUGCCAGGACUGAAGUUCCUUGACCUCAACAAGAACCGCAUUAAACUCGUUGAGACAGGAGACUUCCGAGACAUGGUAGAUCUGAAAGAGCUCGGCUUGAACAACAUGGAGGAGCUGGUGUCCAUUGAAAGAGCCGCCCUGGAGAAUCUUCCAGAGCUCACCAAACUGGAGAUCACCAACAACCCACGACUGUCCUUCAUUCAUCCGCAGGCGUUUCUCCGGCUGAGCAGGCUUGAAAGUCUAAUGCUCAACUCCAACUCCCUGAGCGCACUUCACCAGCACAUCAUGCUCUCCCUGCCGAGUCUUCAGGAGGUCAGCUUACACUCCAACCCACUGCGAUGCGACUGCCUGUUUCACUGGGCCGCUGAGGACGCCUCUCACACUCACAUUGAAGACACACAGACAGAGAAACAUACACCUCGGAUGGUGCGUUUCAUCCAACCGCUGGCCACGUUGUGCUCUGAGCCCCCAGAGCUGAGAUCUCGCAGGGUGAGAGAGGUGUCCUCCAGGGAGAUGUCGGCCUCGUGCCUCCCCAUGAUUCCUACCAACUCUCUCCCUUCCUACAUUGGGGUAAGAGAAGGAGGAAAACUCGUGUUGCACUGCCGAGCUCUUGCAGAUCCACAACCUGAACUGUACUGGGUGAUGCCCUCUGGACUGAGACUUGGUCAUGCACCGAGCCAGGCCUCCAAGGGUUUACCAAUUCCUGCUCCCUGCCACAGCCUGACCGCCUCUGAGGGGUUCAACAACACAUCCAGCUUUUCUCCUGGUCAGCCUCAGGAUAAUGCUGCCUGCAAUCCCUCUCAACACUACCGGCUGCUGCCUGAGGGAACUCUGGAAAUGAACAAGGUCACCCAAAGCGAGGCAGGCUUGUAUACCUGUGUAGCUGAGAAUGCACUGGGAGCAGAUACACACACUGUUACUGUGGGUGUGCAUGGAAGGGUAAAGAAAAGAAAGAGGGGGAAUGCUGCUAACAUGAAGGGAUAUCAGUUUAGAGUGGAUGCCAGGUUGGAAGUGAGAGAUGUCGGACAACACUAUGCCAUCCUGUCCUGGCAGAGUGGGCGAAACCUUCCUUCAACUCGUCUAUCCUGGCAAGCCAUAUCCUCAAACGCACACACGCCUACAUACACCACACGCAUCCUGGCUGGUACACAGAGCUUCAACCUAACCCACCUUCAGGCGGAGACAUUUUACAGAGUGUGUCUGCAUUUAGGGAUCAGUGAGGGUGCAAAGCGUGCCAGCAGGAGAUCAAGAGAGAGCAGAAAGUCUCAGUGUGUUUCUUUCAGGACGAAGGAUGUCCCAGAGCCUCAGCCCAGCCUGCAGCUAAGCCCAGAGCUGACCUCCACCGCAGUCACACUACUGCUCCUCGCACUCAUACUGCUGCUGCUGGCAGGCCAGGGAGGGGACAAUGAGCCUGGCGAGGGGGCAGGAAAGCACAACAUCCUCAAGGAAGUCAAAAGUCCUAAAGUUCUGAUCAUCAAUCAUACAGACGGAAGCACUGCACAUUAGCCGAAUCAGAGUGAGGAACUGCUGUUGCAUCAUGACUGCUGAGAUAGUUAUAUUUGUGCUUAUCAAAUACAGACAAAAACACUGAUAUACUCACACACACACACAUAGAUAAUGUUAAAUAGUACCUUGUAAAUCGCAGCUUAAAGAGAAGAGUCAUGAAUUGAUUAAUUGAUGUAGAAAGAGAUUUGUAUUUAUUUUAUAUACCAUAUAAAAUAUAUAUUGACAUUAUUUCUGUGUAAAGUUGUAUUGUAAAUGCCUAAACCCUAACCAGGGAAAUACAAGUGGACAAUCAGACUGCUGCAGCACAGUGAGGGAUCUGAGGAGGAACAAAUGACGGAUAUUUGCAGAGGUGAGCAGUCCAAAUCUCCAGAGCGUCCGUCUUGUUUCCUGUCUACAUGUCCCCAGACUCAACCAUUCUCUCUCCGAGCAGAUGAAACUGUCUUGAGACAUAAACUGAAAGAAAUCCCUAAUUGAUAUAAACAUCCUUUUUUUCUUAGCUUUCACUACCUUGAACUGGGUUGUCAUGUGGAUUACAUUAUACAGUAAACUCAUCCUUACUUCCUCCCGAACUCCCCGUAUCUUCUUUCAACAUUUAAGUGGUCUAAAAGUGAUUGUGUUAAACUCUAUUUUGAGCUAUUAUACAAUAAAAUCUUUUUAAUUUACACAAUUUGACUGUCUAUUUAAGUUCUUCUUGUCUCAAACAUGGUGUGAACAUAGCAUGACAGAUGAGAGACCUUAAACUCUAUACAUACAAUUAAAAGCAUAUUAGGGAUUCACCUGCAGCAUCUACUCCUUGCAGCUGGCAUUACUCCACUGUAGGAGUAUGAUAAUAUCUCAGGAUAUCUGACACCUAUACAGUAAACACAAGACACAGUGUGUCCCCUGCUGGACAAGAUCUGAAACUGAGCAAUUCUAACUAAAGAGAUGCAGGAGUAAAUCAACUCAAGUACAAAUCUCACACAGUUAGAGGGUUUUUCUGUAUGAAAUUCUCAUUUUGUGUACUCACAAACAAUGCUUCUUUCCCGAGCUGUAGCACAUGGAAUAUCGACCUAAAAUAAAACAUUGAUUUCUCUAACUAAGACGUAUAUAUAAAUUCAGCUGGACUUGAUUUACACAAUUG